Molecule: messenger RNA, 1401 nt
Organism: Erigeron canadensis
Lineage: Eukaryota; Viridiplantae; Streptophyta; Magnoliopsida; Asterales; Asteraceae
Product: protein PMR5-like
Exons: 5
Coding region: 49-1230 (393 amino acids)
Cellular component (GO): Golgi apparatus
Molecular function (GO): O-acetyltransferase activity
Source: RefSeq, a predicted model, not a curated record
CCUCAAAAUCUCUCUUUCCCCACUAUCAUCUUUCAUUCUUUCUUUCAAAUGGCAUUUCUUCUAUCACCAUAUAUUUCAAUUAUUACAUUGUUACUACUAUUAUUGUUGUUAAAUUUAAACUCAUUAUCAUCAUGUUACAUGUUAGUUCAUCAUUUAAACAAAAAUCACAAUAAUAAUCAUAACAAUCACCAAAAACGUCCAAUCUUGCAAGCUAACCAAUCUCAAUGUUCUUUGUUCAUGGGUUCAUGGAUCCAUGAUGAUUCUUACCCGGUUUACCAGUCUUCUAACUGCCCUGUUAUUGACCCGGAUUUCAAUUGUCAAAUGUAUGGUCGACCCGAUUCAGAUUACCUCAAGUAUCGAUGGAAACCUGCUAAUUGUGAGCUUCCUAGGUUUGACGGGAUGGAGUUUUUGGAGAAAAUGAAAGGAAAAACAAUAAUGUUCGUUGGGGACUCAUUAGGAAGAAACCAAUGGGAGUCGUUGAUUUGUCUGACGUGGUCUUCUGUGCCACGUGUCGCAACACAAGUCCUGAGAGCAUAUCCUCUUUCUACAUUUAAAUUCUUGGAUUACGAUGUAACGAUGUCGUAUUACAAAGCACAAUAUUUAGUGGAUAUCGAUGCUGUAAAUGGUCGAAGGGUGCUUAAAUUAGAGGAUAUAUCGGAAAAUGCUCAGGCAUGGAAGGGUGUUGAUGUGCUUUCUUUCAAUACGGGUCAUUGGUGGAGCCACACCGGAGAUACUCAAGGGUGGGACAUGAUGGAAUCGGGUGGGUCGCUGUACCAGGAUAUGGAUCGUAUGGUUGCCAUGGAAACUGCUGUUAGAACGUGGGCCCGAUGGGUCGAUUCCAAUGUCGACACCACUAAAACCCGAGUCUUUUUUCAGUCUUUCUCGCCUACUCAUUACAAUCCUUCGGAAUGGAAUGGAGGGGCAGUAAGCACCUCUAAGAACUGCUAUGGAGAGACAGCUCCUGUGAGCGCAUCAGUAUUCUCAGGAGUGUAUCCGAACGAGAUGAAGGUGGUAGAUGCAGUGCUAAAAGAUAUGCAAACCCCAGUUUACGUGCUUGACAUAACGACUCUUUCAGAAAUGAGAAAAGACGCUCACCCGUCAAUCUACAGUGGGGACACGAGCACUGGUCAAAAGGCCAACCCUAAUGGCACCCCUGAUUGCACACAUUGGUGUCUUCCCGGGUUACCUGACACAUGGAACCAACUCUUCUACACCGUCUUGUUCUUUUAGUAUCAACCCAUUUUUAACCAUUUUGUAGCUGUCUUAGGCAAGGAAUUAAAGCAAACUGUUGAGAUAGGUUUAUUUAUUGUAAUUUAACUUAACACAAUGUACCGUUGACAAUCAAGUCAUGUUAUACACGUGGUUGACUAAAAGUUGACUUCAUGUUUCGGUACCAUUAAA